UCGUUCGGAGAGGCUGACGCCAUUGGGCCCCGGCAGGGAAAGGAGGCGGGCCGCCAAGCUCUCCUUAUAGGGCUGGAGAGUCGCGGGUGAAGGGCUGCGCCGAGGAAAGAGCUGGUAGAUUUGCCAGGGACUUCAGCCCAGCCGUCGCUCCGCUGAGGUGGGGAAAAAGGAUCCCAACUGGAGAGGCGCUUAGUUCCAGCCAGGUGCUGGGCUGCUCCUUUAAGUUUCUCUUGAGUGGCGACUGGAAGAUUCUACUCUCAAGGCUCCGCUUUCGGGGUUUGCAAAGCCGGCUUCCCACUGUCUUGUUCCUCAUCACCUUCUCUGGCAUUGAGUGAUGUCCACGGCGGCCUUAAUCGGUCUGGUUCGGAAUAGAGGCCACCAGCUGCAGAGGGCCCUGCUUACAUCUUGUGCAAUUCUCAGCCCGAAGUGCCAGAUUUCCACCAACGACUGCAAGGCUGCGCGUUUCGAUCUGGAUGGGAGCGGCUGCCCCGCCACCUGGGAUUCCUUUGGGAUUUGGGACAACCGCCUGGACGAGCCCAUCUUGCUCCCACCCAGCAUCAAGUAUGGGAAGCUGAUUCCCAAGAUCAGCCUGUCAAACGUGGGCUGCGCCACCCACAUUGGGAAACGGAAGGAAAACGAGGACCGUUUCGAUUACGCCGAGCUGACGGAGGAGGUCCUGUAUUUUGCCAUUUUCGAUGGGCACGGCGGGGUGGCAGCAGCUGAUUUCUGCAACAAGUACAUGCGGAAAUAUAUUCGAGAAUUUCUCUCUGAGGAACGCAACAUGGAAUUAGUAUUGAUUAAAGCUUUUCUAGAAAUAGACAAAGCGUACAUGAAACACGCCCACUUAUCUGCAGAUGCUACCUUGCUGAAUACUGGGAGCACAGCAACGGUGGCCCUGCUGCGAGAUGGCAUUGAGCUGGUGGUAGCCAGUGUGGGCGAUAGCCGUGCGCUGCUAUGCCGCAAAGGAAAAGCCGAGAAACUGACCAUUGACCAUACUCCAGAACGGAAGGAUGAGAAGGAAAGAAUCAGGAAAUGUGGUGGCUUCGUCGCCUGGAACAGUUUGGGGCAACCCCAUGUGAACGGCAGACUUGCAAUGACCCGGAGUAUUGGAGAUUUGGAUCUUAAGAAUUGUGGUGUGAUUGCAGAACCUGAAACGAAACGGGUGCAGUUGCAUCAUACAAGCGACAGCUUCUUGGUCCUGACCACAGAUGGCAUCAACUUUAUGGUAAACAGCCAGGAGAUCUGUGAUUUUGUUAACCAGUGCCAUGAUCCAACCGAAGCAGCUCACAUCAUUACUGAGCAGGCUAUGCAGUACGGGGCAGAAGAUAACAGCACCGCAAUCGUAGUGCCAUUUGGAGCAUGGGGCAAAUACAAAAACUCCGAGGUCAAUUUUUCCUUCAGCCGAGGUUUUGGUUCAAGUGGAAGAUGGGCAUGAGCAGCUUCUGCGCCAAGCUGCCGAACGUUUAAAGAUGUAGAUUGCAGAAAGGUUAAAACAACAACAACACUCCCAUCUCCUCUACCCUUUCUGCUUGGGUAGCUAACUGCUGUUAACUAGACGUCACCUCUUAAGAAAUGUCGUUAUUACUUGCUUCUCUCAAACCAAGCAUUCUCACACCUUCGGUCCUUCCUCGUGGACUUCUUCUGCAGGGGCAAGAUGCGGAUAUUUUUGUGGCUGACUGCCAUUGUGGCAUCCCCUGAUUCUCCCGAUGCCCUUGAGAUGUUUUAGAGAGAUGAAGGAACGGGGCAGAGGGAAGCAGACUGCACACAGCACUCCAGCUGGGGAAACCAAAGGACAAGAAAAGUAGCAUUUUAUCCCCUUCGCUAUUCCAUCCUGUGUAAAAGGAAACUCAAAGACUACUGUAGGAAAGGUGGAGAAUUGAGAGGUGGGUUUGUGGCUAGUUCACCAUCACUGUCAGAUGGGGGUUAGAAUGGUUCAACUCUAAAAAGCAGCAUUUUGGUCUCAGGACCAAUAAGCCUCAGGAUUGUGGUGUCCAGAGGCAGAGAGAGAACUGUGCACUUCCGGUACUGAUGUCCCCUUUUUGGAAAAGCAGAGGGAGAAGGAGAGGGAGGGAGGGAGAGGGGGGGCGGGGACGGGGUUGUACACUUAGUUAAAUAUCUACAUAUUUAACCUGUUUUGUUUUGUUUUUUCUUUAAAGGAUCCAGUGCUAAAACCUCUCCUUUAAUAUAUAUAUAUAUAUUUUCAUUCCACAUUGGCUACUGUUAAAUUCCUUUCUAAGUAUGAAUGCACAGCUUCAAUGCAAUUAAUUUUGGUGAUGAGAUUAUUUUGGUUUGUUUCACGGUUGAGAAGAAGAUGAGCAAAAAAACCCAACCCACUUAUUUUUCUAGGUUCUGGCUAUUGAAAGAACAUAGUCUAAAAGUCUGCUGAGGAUUGUCCCCAACUUUUACCCAAAGUGUAAAAACUGGAGGGAACUGAAAGUUUCAGAGAGGCUAGUAAUACAUUUUCAAAAGGUUCUAUCCUUUCACAUUUUAAAAUCCAGCUGUGAAAGAGAACAACAAAUCCUUGUGUUUCUCAGCAAGACUACAGUAAUUGGAGUAAAAGCAAGGUUAAUUUUAUGGCACAAAAGUCUCUCAAUUCCUCUGGGGAGCCUCCUCCAACUUUCUGCCCUUUAGAUGCAGGGGGCUGAUCUGAUUGAGAAUCUCUGGUGUUUUAUUAUCAACCUGAGAAUAUCUGGUGGAAAAGAGAGCAGACAUCCUGGUGUUAAAAAAUCUAUAUUUGUAAAUCUGAAAUUGUUUGCCUCAGUAGUGAGAUCUUAUGACAGUGCCAAAAUAUCACCGUUUCUUGCCGAGUAAGAAAACUGCAGCCUCAUGAGAUUUGAUGAUCUUAGAAGCUUCUAGCCUUUGGGGUGGAAAAACCCAACGAAUCUUGACAACACCCCUGAUUUAAGCCAGUGCCACCUACCUAUGUUGUGGGUGUUAUAUUACUGGUGGAUACUGAGUUUCCAGUCCCUAUUAAUAUGUUUGCACGCACAAGGUGUGAGAAAGCAGGAGGCCUUCUGAGUCAUAGAUACCCUUGAGAGAGAGCAAAUGAGGAAACCUUUGUCAUGAUCUCAUCGGAUGAAUGUGAUUGGCAUCAACCUGGGGACAGAUGCAAAUUACAUAACACUGUUAUAGGAUGGUGUCAUGAUGCACUUCAUACUGUUGUUCUGACUUCUGCCUAUGUUCUGCCUAUGGCUCCAGUAUAAACACCAGGAGUAUUUCCUUGGACUAAAAGGGAAAACAAUAUCAAAUAAAAAUGCAAUAGUCGCCUUCCCCUGCAUAGAGUUACUUCGCAUCUGGGAAUAAUAGCGCUGAGCCGUUUAGGUUGUCUCCCCCUGGUCACAAUGUGAACGAUGGACUUACACGACUGCACAUCUAAGCCUGUAGCACCAAAACCCACUUUGGUGUCAAUCAUUCCGACGCUGCCUCUGUAUAUCCGCCUGUUCAUAACUGUUCCUUGGAACUUGUGAAAGAUUCUGCAGAGGUGUUGCUCUGUUUUUGUCUGCUGUAAAUUUUGAUUUGCAUUCUAUGUGCACAAUUUCUAUAAUAUGAUUGUAUAGACUUUAAAAGUUACGUUUACUUUAUUGAUUGCUAUCACUUAAGACAGUCGUUCCCAAACUUGGCAACUUUAAGACUUGUGGACUGCAGAGCUGGCUGGAGAAUUCUGAGAGUUGAAGUCCACAAGUCUUAAAGUUGCCAAGUUUGGGAACCACUGACUUAAGACACUAAAGUAGUGUAUAUUGAUGUUAAAAACAUUUUGUUCUUCCUGGGUUGUUGUUAUUAUUAUUUUUUUUUAAAUGGGCUUCUGCUUUGUUCUUGUUUGCUACAAUAAAAACGCCAUCUCUUCCGUGGGCUAAAACAGGCACGCA
Messenger RNA from Thamnophis elegans (Western terrestrial garter snake), 3866 nucleotides. RefSeq names its product protein phosphatase, Mg2+/Mn2+ dependent 1K (gene PPM1K). The record is from RefSeq and is a predicted model, not a curated record. Gene Ontology annotation, biological process: protein dephosphorylation. The transcript is spliced from 8 exons. Gene Ontology annotation, molecular function: cation binding; protein serine/threonine phosphatase activity. Bases 335 to 1435 code for a protein of 366 amino acids. Lineage: Eukaryota; Metazoa; Chordata; Lepidosauria; Squamata; Natricidae.